AUGUCGGAGAGGGAGAAUGUAGCAUUGCCAAAGUUCGGAUCUUGGGACGUCAAUAACCCGGGUGCAGCCGGGCAGUACUCAGUGAUUUUUGACCGGGCCCGCAAUGAGAAGAAACGGGCCUCGGCCGCCCGACACGACUCGCCUCGAGGUCUCGUCCAUUUUCAGUUUAAUAGCGGGAGGAGUAAUGCGGUGGCAUUUGCCGGACUUAGCAGCCAAAACCCGGGAGUUAUUACUAUCGCCAAUGCGGUUUUCGGUUCGAUGCCUCCUAUUUCGGUCGAUGUCCUCACCAAAGCUUUCCAGGUUGAUGGGAAUGUGAUUAAGUAUCUUCAGCGUCAGUUUUGGUCGGAUAACAACUAA
Messenger RNA from Striga hermonthica, 357 nucleotides. NCBI's taxonomy places the organism in Eukaryota, Viridiplantae, Streptophyta, Magnoliopsida, Lamiales, Orobanchaceae. The record is from the annotation of a GenBank genome assembly.